Messenger RNA from Cynocephalus volans (Philippine flying lemur), 564 nucleotides. It is a transcript of the gene CRIPTO, whose product is annotated as cripto, EGF-CFC family member. The transcript is spliced from 6 exons. Gene Ontology annotation, biological process: blood vessel development; determination of left/right symmetry; heart development. Gene Ontology annotation, molecular function: nodal binding; growth factor activity; activin receptor binding. The coding region runs from base 1 to 564 and encodes 187 amino acids. Gene Ontology annotation, cellular component: cell surface; extracellular region. The record is from RefSeq and is a predicted model, not a curated record. Lineage: Eukaryota; Metazoa; Chordata; Mammalia; Dermoptera; Cynocephalidae.
AUGGACGGCAGGAAGAUGGAGCGCUUCUCUUCCAGUGUGAUUUUGAUCAUGGCCAUUUCCAAAGCAUUUGAACUGGGAUUAGUUGCUGGGUUGGGACACCAUGAACUUGCACGUCCAUCUGAGAAAGACCUGGCCGCCAGAGAUGAUGACAUUCGGUCCCAUGAGGAGCCUGCAAUUCAUCCUCGGUCUUCCCAGUUUGUGCCAUCCGUGGGAAUACAGGACAGUAAGGAGCUAAACAAAACCUGCUGUCUGAAUGGGGGAACCUGCAUGCUGGGGUCCUUUUGUGCCUGCCCCCCCUCCUUCUAUGGACGAAACUGUGAGCACGAUGUGCGCAAAGAGAACUGUGGGUCUGUGCCCCAUGACACCUGGCUGCCCAAGAAGUGUUCCAUGUGUAAAUGCUGGCGCGGCCGGUUCCGCUGCCUUCCUCAGACAUUUCUACCUGGCUGUGAUGGCCAUGUAAUGGAUGAGCACCUCACGGCUUCCAGGACACCAGCAUCACCACCGGCUGCAUGCACCACUCUUAUGCUCGCUGGCAUCUGCCUUUCUAUACAAAGUUACUAUUAA